AUGGCAGAGCAGCAGCAGGCGGCCCAGGCGGCUGCGACGGUUCCGAGACCAUCACAAACAACUACACAAACGCGAGAGCCCGAACAAAGACAGACAGAAGCGGCGCCGAGGAUCCUAAGACUACGCGGCCGGCAUGCUUCCAACGGCCGAUCAGUGCAAUGGGCUGAAGAUGUCGUAGACAACGAAGGACUUGGUAGAAAGAGUUCGAAAGUAUGCUGUAUUUACCACCGCCCCAAGGCUGCAGACGAAUCCAGCGACGAGUCCUCGUCUUCUUCCGAUUCUGAUACAGAUUCCGACUCCGAGCCGGACGAGGACCGACGGCCAAAGAGAAGACCAAAUCAUGAUCAUGGAAAGGAUGGCCAUGACUGCGAUCACAGACAUCACGACGAAGAGCGUGAUCGCAGAAGGAAGCGCCGCGAGGACAAGGAGAAACGCCCUCCGAGCCCAAAUGCAUACGAGCGAGUGCCCAAACCUAAACCCAAAGGCGAGGCGAUGCCAAACAAGGGAACUUCUUAA
Messenger RNA from [Torrubiella] hemipterigena, 516 nucleotides. The record is from the annotation of a GenBank genome assembly. NCBI's taxonomy places the organism in Eukaryota, Fungi, Ascomycota, Sordariomycetes, Hypocreales, Clavicipitaceae.